AUGUCCUUCACUGUCCCAAGCACCGAGAUUACCCGUUCUCUUUCUCUUUCUCUCUCUUUCUCUCUCUCUUUCUCUCUCUCUAUCUCUUUAAAACUCUAUCUCUUUCUCUCUGUCUUUCUCUCUCUGUUUCUCUCUCUAUCUAGAGGAACUAAAACCUAUCUCUCUCUCUAUUUCUCUCUCUUUCUCUCUCUCUUUCUCUCUCUCUAUCUCUUUCUCUCUCUAUCUCUUUCUCUCUGUCUUUCUCUCUCUGUUUCUCUCUCUAUCUAUCUCUAUCUACCUAUCUCUCUCUCUCUAUCUCUCUCUUUCUCUCUCUCUUUCUCUCUCUAUCUCUUUCUCUCUGUCUUUCUCUCUCUCUCUUUCUCUCUCUAUCUAUCUCUAUCUACCUAUCUCUCUCUUUCUCUAACCUUCUCUCUCUUUCUCUCUCUCUUUCUCUCUCUAUCUCUUUCUCUUUUAUUUUCUCUCUCUCUUUAUCUCUAUCUAUCUCUAUCUACCUCUCUUUUAGCCUCUCUUUCUCUCUCUCUAUCUCUUGUCUCUAAUCUCUAUUUCUCUCUGUUUUUCUCUCUCUUUUCUCUAUCUAUCUAUUCUAUCUACCUUUCUCUCUCUCCCUCUAUUUAUCUAUCAACAUCCUUGUAUAGACAAAUGAUAAAUGAUGGUUGA
Acanthosepion pharaonis is the source of this 657-nucleotide messenger RNA. Lineage: Eukaryota; Metazoa; Mollusca; Cephalopoda; Sepiida; Sepiidae. The record is from the annotation of a GenBank genome assembly.